This is a messenger RNA of Thalassophryne amazonica, 2383 nucleotides long. Its product is annotated as ATP-dependent zinc metalloprotease YME1L1-like. The coding region runs from base 155 to 2293 and encodes 712 amino acids. The record is from RefSeq and is a predicted model, not a curated record. Gene Ontology annotation, biological process: mitochondrion organization; protein quality control for misfolded or incompletely synthesized proteins. Lineage: Eukaryota; Metazoa; Chordata; Actinopteri; Batrachoidiformes; Batrachoididae. Gene Ontology annotation, cellular component: mitochondrial inner membrane. Gene Ontology annotation, molecular function: ATP hydrolysis activity; ATP-dependent peptidase activity; ATP binding. The transcript is spliced from 18 exons.
AAGCCAGAGGAAGAAAAGGGGAGCUAAAGCCUGGGAAAGUUCAGUUACACGAUAACAAAAGGACAUCUUUACAGGAAAGCUUUUUCUUUUAUUAAAAAAGUAUAUAUAGAGAGGUUUUCCCUCGUACGUUUGCCCUGUAAACCUUUACCUCUAAAUGAACACUUUGGACACCAUGUUUUCAUUGUUGACAUCGUUUCAGCUGCAGCAGGUCAUUGUCCCAGUUAGUCAGCUCAUCAGUGCCGUCCAUUCUCUGAAGAGCUCGGCCACAGCUUCAGUCCAGAGCUUACAUCAACACUUCACCACAGAGCACAAUUCAUCUCUCACAGAGGGUGGCAUUAGUCUGAGGGAUCUGGGUCUGUCAGAGAUCAAGGUGGCUCAUUUGGAAGAGCUGGUCAACAGGUUACUGCCUACAGUCAGACCAGAGGAGCGUCCCGCUGUUCUGUCAUCGUGGAGGACAAGUCACGUCUCCUCAGGCAGCUUCUUUCACAACAAACAUGGGUUUUCACAGAAGAGGUUUGGGGGUUUUUGUCCACCGGGGUUCAACAGACAACAGCACAGUCCUCUAGAAGAAGUUUGUUCAGAGCUCCAAUUCUUACCUGUAUGGGUCCAGAAUCGCAGUUUCAAAACACUUCGAUCAAAGUCUAAAGGAGUGAAAUCUGGUUCUGAUCAUGUCGAGGACUCGCAGACUAACAUACCACCCUUGAUGAAGGGAGCAGACGGGGAGUCGUUGGACCAACUGAUCAAAUCCAAGAACCUUCAAGAGAAUCAGCAGGAUGCCUUCAAGCUGGGGUUCACAGAGGGGUUCAUGAAGUCCCAUUCCUACACUAAGGGAACACGAGACUCGUUGAGGAGGACCAGGUUUUUGACUUUGGCCAUCAUACUCUCUGGGAUUUAUUUCCUGUCCUGGAUCCCGACUUUCUUUGAGCGGUUCCGCACAUCUGGUUUUGGAACACCAGUCAGUCCCGUCCAGAUGAAGAAUGUGACAUUUGAGCAUGUCAAAGGAGUGGAUGAGGCAAAGAGUGAACUGCAAGAAGUUGUUGAGUUUCUGAAGAACCCACAUAAGUUUACCGCUCUGGGUGGAAAGUUGCCUAAAGGUGUCCUCUUGAUUGGUCCACCUGGCACAGGAAAGACUCUCUUAGCUCGAGCUGUAGCCGGAGAGGCUGACGUACCUUUCUACUAUGCCUCCGGAUCUGAGUUUGAUGAGAUGUUUGUCGGUCUCGGUGCGAGCCGCAUCAGGAAACUUUUUAAAGAAGCAAAAGUUAACGCUCCCUGCGUCAUCUUCAUCGAUGAACUGGACAGCGUUGGUGGAAAGAGGAUUGAGUCUCCCGUGCACCCUUAUUCCAGACAAACCAUCAAUCAGCUGCUGGCUGAAAUGGAUGGGUUUAAACAAAAUGAAGGUGUCAUUGUCAUUGGUGCUACAAACUUUGCAGAGGCUUUGGAUAAUGCACUGAUAAGGCCCGGGAGGUUUGACACACAUGUGACGGUCCCUCUUCCCGACGUGAAAGGACGCACUGAAAUUCUCAAGUGGUACCUCUCUAAGAUUAAAGUGGACCCUGCUGUGAAUGCUGAGAUAAUCGCCCGAGGCACCGUGGGAUUCUCUGGGGCGGAGCUGGAGAACCUGGUCAACCAGGCGGCUUUGAAAGCAGCUGUGGAUGAGAAAGAGGUUGUCACAAUAAAGGAGCUGGAGUUUGCAAAGGACAAGAUCGUCAUGGGCCCUGAGAGGAGGAGUGUGGAAAUAGACAUGAAAAACAGGACCAUCACAGCCUAUCAUGAGUCUGGUCAUGCAAUUGUUGCCUAUUACACCAAAGAUGCAAUGCCCAUCAAUAAGGCCACGAUUAUGCCUCGAGGCUCAACUCUUGGUCAUGUGUCCAUGCUUCCAGAAAACGACCGCUGGAAUGAAACACGAGCCCAACUGCUGGCUCAGAUGGAUGUCAGUAUGGGUGGUCGAGUAGCUGAGGAGCUUAUCUUUGGAGAAGAAUUCAUCACAAGUGGAGCAUCCAAUGACUUUGAUGGAGCAACCAAAAUAGCAAAAAUGAUGGUGACAAGGUUUGGAAUGAGUGACAAGCUCGGUGUCAUGACCUACCGUGAUGUAUCCAAGCAGAGCCCCGAGACGCAAGCCGCCAUCGAACAAGAGGUCCGGACUCUACUGAAGGACUCAUACGAGCGCGCUAAAAUAAUCCUGAAGACUUACAGUAAUGAACACAAGAAGCUAGCUGAUGCCCUGCUAAGAUAUGAAACUCUGGAUGCCAAAGAGAUCCAGAUGGUACUGGAGGGUAAAUCACUGGACCAAUAGAUACCUCAGCAGUCAGAACACUUCAAGCACAUGCCUCCCGGGAGGCCUUGUAUCAAACAUUUGAAGACAAUGAAUUUACAUUUCAUCCCG